CCUAGUUUCUUGCCAUGCAUUCCUCUAGAUCUGUGCUAGAGUUGAAUAAAACGCAUUAUUAAUAUUUUCAACAGGUUGUGGUUACUUGAAAUGUAAGAUAGGUGUGGGUUGACAAUCUCUUUUGGCUUAUUGAAAUUAAGUACUUGUCAAGCAAUCACUAGAAUCAAAUGCUUGGAUCAUGCACUAAGAAAGUGCCAAACUCUAUUUAUUAGUAUACGUAGGAUAUGGAAAUCCAAUCUAUAUCAGUAUCCUCUGUACCCAGUUGUUCAUUCUGGUUUACCAUUAUGGUUUUGUAAAUAAUGAGAAUGAGAAUACCACACUCCAUACUUUCGGCGUCUAUCAAAGUAAUAAUCAAUCAGCUUCAAAGGUAAUUCGGAUGAUCUAUUUUUCUUUCCUUAUUUCAAGGCUGCAAGAGUAUUUUCUCUUUGAGCUAUGUUCAGUUAUUCCUUAAUCUGAAACCGCAUAUAUCAAACUUCAAGGUAUGUGCGGUUUCUGAACUUUGUCUCUCAGUACUUUCAUGUUCUGUAAGAACACGCAUGAAAAUUUUCAAUAUUCUCAGUCCUGAAGACAAGGGAAUGACAAAACAGAAUGCUAACAUAAAGUUAAAAAGAUGGAGAAGUGUUUACUAUUUUAUCUUUAUACCGGGUGCUCUUGCUCUUCUCCUCUCUGUUGCUGCCAUGUCCAAGUUCAUCUCCCUCAAAUCAUUUCUUGGUACUGAAUCUUUAUACUCCAAUCUGAAUCCUGAGGUCCCAAAUGGCAAUCAACAAGAAGUGAUGAUGAUGACUGUGCAAAUUGUGAUUCAGAAAAUUGAAGAGCAACUUGACAAACUGAGGGAAACAAAAGAGGAUCCAUCAUCAUCAUCCCCAUCUGUAUUCCAACAAAGUGCAUUUCUUGCUGAUAUAUUAGGACUUCUUGAGUCAGCGGUAGCAUCUCAUGAUUCUCAGCAAAAUGCUAGUUUCACCACCAUUCAUCCUCUAGUGAGGAAAAAGAAACAAUCUGAUGAACCUGCUGAUUACUUUCUGCGAGAAGAGAUUCGCAAGUACGUCAGGAUCAAGCCUAACAGAUUAGGAAAACAAAACUUCAUGGGGGCAAAUGCAAGCUUCACCAGCAUAGGACACGCUUGCUUUUCAAUGAAGGAAGAGCUAGAAGAAUACAUGGACUACGAUGUUGGUGACAUCUGCAAUGAUGACUGGAAGAUAGCUCAAAAGCUCAUGGUUCAUGGCUGUGAUCCUCUACCAAGGAGAAGGUGCUUCUCAAGAGCCCCUAAGUUGUACAACCAACCAUUUCCCAUCAAUGAAUCCUUGUGGAAACUCCCUGAUGAUAGGAAUGUCAGAUGGAGCCAAUACCAGUGCAAGAGCUUUGCUUGUCUCGCCGGCAACGCCACCCGUAAGGGGUUCUUCAAGUGUGCAUACUGCUUCAACCUCACCAACCAUGAGAUGCCAAGAUGGGUAAGCCUAGAGGCUGAUUCAAACCAGACUUCUGAUUUCCUUAUAUCUGAGGUUCUUGGAGUUAAGCCAGAAGAGAUCAGAAUAGGAUUGGACUUCAGUGUUGGAACUGGAACUUUUGCUGCUAGGAUGAGGGAAUUCAAUGUGACAAUAGUUUCAGCCACUAUCAAUUUUGGGGCACCCUUUAGUGAAAUGAUAGCUCUUAGAGGACUUGUUCCUCUAUACUUGACUAUAAACCAAAGGCUUCCAUUUUUUGACAACACCCUGGAUUUGAUUCACACAACAAGGUUUCUGGAUGGGUGGAUUGACUUUGUGCUCCUUGAGUUUAUAUUGUAUGAUUGGGAUAGAGUUUUGAGGCCAGGGGGGUUGCUUUGGAUUGACAGCUUUUUCUGCUUGAAGGAAGAUUUGUAUGAUUACUUGCAGGCCUUCAAAAUGCUGAGAUAUAAGCAGCACAAAUGGGUGGUUGUUCCAAAGCUUGAUAAGGAUGAUCAGGAAAUGUUCUUUUCUGCUGUUUUAGAGAAGCCUCCUAGGCCAUUCAGGUGAUCUUCCAUUGUAGUUUUGUCUUCUUGCCUGUGUAAUUCCCAUCAUUCUUUAGGUUAAUCUUUGAGACACUUUAGUUUUGAAUAUUGCACAUUUGUCUUGUGUAUUGCGACCAUAAGUUUUAAAAAAUGACUGUUUAAUAUAAGAGUUA
Cajanus cajan (pigeon pea) is the source of this 2136-nucleotide messenger RNA. Its product is annotated as S-adenosyl-L-methionine-dependent methyltransferases superfamily protein. The record is from RefSeq and is a predicted model, not a curated record. Gene Ontology annotation, molecular function: methyltransferase activity. Lineage: Eukaryota; Viridiplantae; Streptophyta; Magnoliopsida; Fabales; Fabaceae.